AUGGGCGCGUGUCGACGAUGCCGAUUCGAAGACCCAUCCCACCGGCUGACCAACGGCGUACCAGGCGAACCUCCUCUAGACGAUGCCGAUGAGAAGUUCCGCCAACUGGCUGGCGAGCGGCGUACCGGACGGAGCCUCUUCACUACGGUGCCGACACGGUGUUCCAUCCGAUCGACCGUUCAGCGGAGUCCGCAGUACCCUGUGCACGUGGCACAACGCGCACUGGGAGUAACCGCCCUCACCUGGUUUAGCCCGCCGAUCGAGGCGGUUGACCGGGGUGUGGCCGCUGAGCAGAGCCCAACUACGUGA
This is a messenger RNA of Spirometra erinaceieuropaei, 309 nucleotides long. The record is from the annotation of a GenBank genome assembly. NCBI's taxonomy places the organism in Eukaryota, Metazoa, Platyhelminthes, Cestoda, Diphyllobothriidea, Diphyllobothriidae.